Messenger RNA from Ricinus communis (castor bean), 1740 nucleotides. Its product is annotated as 60S ribosomal protein L2, mitochondrial. Gene Ontology annotation, molecular function: RNA binding; structural constituent of ribosome. The record is from RefSeq and is a predicted model, not a curated record. Lineage: Eukaryota; Viridiplantae; Streptophyta; Magnoliopsida; Malpighiales; Euphorbiaceae. Gene Ontology annotation, cellular component: ribosome. Gene Ontology annotation, biological process: cytoplasmic translation.
UUCAAACAAUAGGGAUGUAAGUUCAAUGGUAUACACGACGAUAGAAAGAGGCGGCAGUUCGAAACCAUAUAAGCGGCUCUUCCAGUGUUAUAUAAACGCAUCUAUAAACAAAAUUAAAUCUUAGGUUUCUUUGUUUCUUCUUCUUCUUCUUCUUCUUCUUCAAUGGUUGCACCAAUCAUAGCCCAGGCGUGGCAGGCGUUCAAGGCCAGACCACCAACAGCCAGGUUACAAAGAUUUUAUGUAGGUGGUUUUCAACCUACCAUGACAAAGAGGGAAGCAGGAAUCAGGAAAAGUACUCCAGCAAUUAAGGAUGUAAAAGGAGCCCCAAAAAAACUGACUUCACAUGUAGGAAAGACUGCUGGUAGGAAUUCUGCAGGGCGUAUUACGAUUUUUCACCGAGGAGGUGGAGCAAAGCGAUUGUAUCGAAGAAUUGAUAUGAAACGAAGCACUUCAUCUAUGGGCGUCAUAGAAAGGAUAGAGUAUGAUCCAAAUCGGUCCUCUCGGAUUGCUCUAGUACGAUGGGUUGAGGGCGCACACCUACGCUUCCAAAAGAAAUGCAAGGCAGUUGAGGAGGAGUUUGUUCCACCACCAAAGGUUCUUGAACCCACUACAACCACUCCUUGUGGUCUGUUUUCAUUGGCUUCCCUGUCUAUGGAAGUGGAUCAAAGAAAGAUAGCUUGCUCCCCUUCUGGACUGGCAGCAGCUUAUGCAGUUGUUGGUCUUCAAACUGGAAUGCCUCCUGGGUCAAAGACUAUUAAGGGUGCAGAAAGCAAAAAAACUUGUGUGAGGGAUGUCUUCUUGUCUGCCUUCUCCACUUCAAGGGCCAAAAGAGAGACUGCACCCUUUGCCCUCAGUGGUUCUCUUAAUGUUCCGAGGAUAGCAGUGGCUGGGGCAAAGCCCUCCUUUUUUGCCCCUCAAAUAGGAGAGAAAGAUGCAGGAAAAAGCACAUUCUCUCUUAGUGAGAUCCAGAAAUUGAACCCCCAGAGCGUCCUCUGGGCCAAUAGGAGUAAACGUAAAGCAGCAGUUUCUUGGCAGAGUUUUAGGUGGCAAGACGCUUUGGGGUUUGUUGGAGACGCCAACUGCAAUAAAUCUAAGCCUGAAACUGAUAAUGUUAGCUUUUCUGAAGGUGAUGCAUGUAAAACCAUCUAGCUAAAGGAAGUAAUCAGUACCUUGCUUUAGAAGAAAACCAAAGGUGGUCAGUCUUUAUUUUUGAUGCCAGACUUCGAUCCGUGCAGCAGGGCCAUUCUGCAACAGUAAUGAGGUUAAGUUAGAUUUAGGAGUAAUAUGCUUCAAAGAGCACCUGCAAUAAUAAUCCAAAAGAAGCGACUUGGUUAAAUUGGUUUUCCAGUGGCUGAUUAGAAAAUAUUUUAUGUUUUUGCUUAUGAACGUGUUCUUUUGCGAGAAAUAACUCGGUUACUUGACUCGGGCUUUUGGAUGUCAAGUAGAGGUGACAUGAAAUUUGAUUUUAUAAGGGUUAUUCCUUGUGGUAUUACCUCAGGUUCCUUUCUUCCUCAGUUCUUCUAACAUCUCUGUUUGUUCUAAGAUUAUGGCGCCUAGGAUACUCCUACAACAUUGGUAAUAUUAUUUAUUUCUCCAUUGACAGGAUAUGGAACCUUCUGUUGCAGUAUUUAUUCGUGUAUUCAUACUUUUCUAUGGGUGCAUUGUACAGUUCAUCAGUACAAGAAUUUUCUCCCUUUGACAAAUCUUGGAUUGAAUGACAAGUAGCUUUCUUGUGGUUAA